Molecule: messenger RNA, 2703 nt
Organism: Tuber aestivum (summer truffle)
Lineage: Eukaryota; Fungi; Ascomycota; Pezizomycetes; Pezizales; Tuberaceae
Source: the annotation of a GenBank genome assembly
AUCGCUAGUACUUAUGAGUCGUGCCGACCCAAAUUAUGGUCAGUUCCGACGCAGUCUUGUAAACGUGAGUAGACGCUCUUUCUUUAAAUCCUCUGGCACCCUUCAACGGCGGGGCAUGUGCUAAGAUGAUCGGUUUUCCUUUCUUAUUCUUCCAAACAGGGAGUUCUGAGCCUGGAGGUUCCAUUACUUGACGAACCGGCCGGUGAAACUGGAUAUCACCUAAAUACCACUACUCAUGGAUCCGGGAGCACUAUUCUCGGUGAAUUCUCCUUGAACAAUUUCUCGAAUAUCUCUACACCCUACGACUCGAUAAAACAUGAGGAGCUUUUCUCAAGUGCCCCAGAAACACUCUCAAAUCCGGAAAACGAAAUAUCGAGAUAUCUCACACCCGGGCCCUAUACUGCUUCGAAAUCCACAGCAUCGAAUUCUAAUACUCUCGCUCGCACUCCUUUGCCCUCAUUUGAGUCAUAUGUUGAGCACGGAAAACAUGGGACCUCUACUAGCUCAAAGAGAUGUAGAGAGACCGCAGGGAAAAGUAGUAGCCAGCAAGGCCCCGCACAGAAGCGGGCCAGAAAAAACCGUGCAGCCUCUGCCGUACGAAGCAAUAGCGGCAGGGACGCUGGAGGUGGAGGGGACGAGGAUGAGGAGGAUGAGGAGGAGGAUGAGGAUGACGAGGACGAUGAGGAAAGUGACGAAGACGAUGGACAUCUUAUGAACUCUGGUUCAAAGGAGCAACGUGCCCUCCCGUGUCCCAUGCCCAGCUGUGAAGGCAAGGACAAGCUAUUUGAAACUUGGAAUAACCUCAUGUGAGCCACUUUUCCCCUCCUGGGUGAUUCCUGAGUUUUGCUCACGCUCUAUGGUAUAGCCAACACCUGCAGAAUACCCACAUUAAGGGGUUUAGUAUUUGUGAGCGGGGUUGCGGGCAGCGCUUUGGGCUCUCGAGCCAGUAUACUCGCCAUGUCUUCAAACGUAAAAAAGAUUGCAGACCGCUACCAUCGAGUGGUCUCCCUCGGAGGAUACCUGCGCUGGCCUUAGAUUUCAAUCAUGCCGUUGGAAAGGUGAAGGGCCAAGAUUACGCAAGACUGAAGCGAGUCAUCGCGGAGCACGAGUACUAUGAUCUGGAAGGUAUUUAUAUACACAAUAUCUUGGAGAGCACCUUUUCAUCCUUGCUGACCUGGAUCGAGAUCCUGAUCAUUCUGCUCAUCGUUUAGAACCUCCUAGUCAUGGUGCGAGCAGCCGGGGCUCCCAUCAGUACAAUCUGCAAGGGCAACAGGUGCUAGAUUGGGCAGAUAAAGUCAUCAGGCUGGUUACAGAGCACCAUAGGACUUGCCAGAUGCAUCCUCAUACUUAUCCGCCGUCCAGUGGCCCUGCCCCGACAGACGCUCAGCUUAGCGGUUCAUCGGGGUUCAUCGGAAGCCGGCAGACUUCACAAAAUCCGAUAGAACCUGCGAUACCAUCACCGCUCAAUCAACCCACUGCUCGUCGACCUGGGGCAUAUGGUGCGCAGCCCUCGGCUGCUGCUACAUAUCUUCCGGGUUUUCAGAAUGGAUCUAGUGCUAGUCUACCAGGAAACUACCGCUCCUCCAACCGUUUUACAUCGCAACCAGGUCAGGGUACCCAGGGUGGGGGUUUUGCGCGACCGAGCGCCGGCAGUAAGAAACCUCUCGAGAAAUCUUCUUUCAUCACCUAUUCUAACCUUUCUCUGCAGACUACUAUCCAGUGAUGGAAAGUGAUUACAUGAGCCAGUAUCCAACCCAUGCCAGCAGUUAUAUCGAUAACAAUGUCCGUUCAAACCGCACGGCCCCGCCAUCGGAGCUAGGCCCUAGCCCUUUGGCACCGGCACCUGGGUACCCCCUUCCGAGUGCUACCUAUGGAAGCGGAACUGGCAAUGCUCCUCGUUUUAAUAGGGGGUCUUAAUGUAUGAAACUCUCUCUUUUUUUUUUUCGGUGAAUACUUCAACAGCCUGUCUCUGACUACGGGGUCAACUAAAGCCAGUCUAAAUGGUAGUCAUUAAAGAACCGGCAAAUUAUUCGGCCAUUCCACAUUCGCUUUUAUCGCGCUCCCCUUUGUAAUUCCCUUACGCCUAAACGAUUUACGAUUUGGCCCCUUUAUUAACGAUUUCCUUCACCCGUGGACCAUAUGGUAUGUGUUCCUACCUUUCGCUCCCUGAUUCUACGGUAGGAAACCACCCUCCUUUUUUGGCAUAAAGUUGCCUUUUGCUUUGGUGGUUGGGAACCAAAGUUCCUUUAUUGUCUUCCUUUCCCUUUUCCUCAUCCUUUUCCUUUGUUGCGUGUCCCGGCUGGCGAUGGCAAAGGGGUCAGGCUGGUGGAGUUGGGUACACUCCUUGCUUUCGGACAACGGCGGAAAGGGCAUAGAUCUUUCACAAAUCUCGGGGAAAAAAAGGAUAGGUAUAGACAGGUAGAGGAGCGCUCUAUUAAAGGAAAAGCAAAGCGUCCAUACGACUUUCUGAAGCUCGCGGAUCUUUCGUUAUGCCCCUCGUUUUUCAUUCAAUGUUUCUUGUAUGUAUUAUAGUCUGAGAAAAUGAGAAAACAUGUACAUGGUAAACCUCACUCGCCGUGCCCGGGUGGACCACCGUAUCUCCAACUCUCUCCGGCGAGGAAACCUUUUCAGUCCCGCAGUCUACCCAUACUCGGGUAGUCUACCAUUCACAGAUGGGCCUGGGGAGCCAGCAGACACUUGCAU